ACUGUUUCUCCAUUCCUGAAAGCCAAGAGCAGCAGCAGCAGCUCGUUACAGUCUGAGGGACCAAUUGCACUAGACCUCGAAGAUCAGGGUGCAUCCUCAUCAUCGUCAUCUGCUCAGUCAUCAAAUGUAGAAAGUGAAUCAGUUAGUACAACUGAGAGCAAAACGAAUGGCUCAGGGGACCAGAAUGGCAUGCAGUCUGAGGGAGAAGCAGGUGUGAAUGGUGAAGAGGACAAACACAUGGUGAAUGGUGAGCGUGCAGAGGAAGAGGAGGCAGCUGAUGUGAAACAUGAAGACAAGGACAAAGUUGAAGGUGAAGAAAAAGUGGAGAAGAAAGACGAGGACAACAAAGUAGAAAAUGGUGAAGUUGUCAUAAAUGGUGGUGAAGGUCUGGAAACGGGGAAAGGGAAAGGCAAAGGGGGUAAGGGAGGUAAAGGGAAGGCUGUGUUGAAGAACUCUGAGGUGCAGGCAAUGAAGGAAGCACAAGUCAAAGAGAGACGGCGUGUUGCAGCCAUGAAGGCAGCUGAAAUUUACCGCAAAAUCCAGGAAGGCACAGCAGAGGAGGACCUUAGUGAUGAAGAGGAGGAAGAGGAUGAUGACAAUUUUGAGGAUGAGGAUGAUGAAGAGGAUGAGGGUGAGGAUGAUGACGAGGCCGGUGAUGAUGACGACAGUGAUGAAGAGGAAGAUGAUGACGAGGAGGCUGAAGAUGAUGACGAUGAUCCUUAUGCCGAAUUUGCCAUGAAUAUGAAGGAAGAGCCUGGCUUUGACAGUGGAUGCACAGCCUGCCUAGCACUGAUCAAAGACAAUGAGCUCUAUGUGGCCAAUGUGGGUGAUUCACGCUGUGUUGUGUCCAGAGACGGCAAAGCAAUUGAAAUGAGUCUGGACCACAAGCCAGAGGAUGAUCCUGAGGCAGCAAGAAUUAUCAGAGCAGGAGGGAGAGUGACAGCAGACGGAAGGGUCAAUGGAGGACUCAAUCUCUCAAGAGCAAUUGGUGACCAUGGCUACAAGCAAAACAAAAACCUAUCGGCAGAGGAACAGAUGAUCAGUCCGCUCCCUGACGUUCGUUCCAUGACACUUGAACCCAAAGAUACCUUCAUAAUUGUUGCCUGUGAUGGAAUCUGGAACUCUCUUUCAUCUCAGGAAGCUUGUGAUUUUGUUUCUGAGAGGCUGAGUGAGGAUACCAAGCUCUCAAAGAUUUGUGAGGAGUUAUUUGACCACUGUCUAGCCCCAGACACUCAUGGGGAUGGCACAGGCUGUGACAACAUGACGUGCAUCAUCAUCAAGUUGAACAAAUUGAAGGUGGAGUCAAGCGGGAGUGCCAAGAGAACUUCUGACGAAGCUGGCAAUGAAGGGAUCAAGCAAGAGGACAAGAAAUUCAAAAGUGAUGGCGAAUAAUGACCAAUAGGGCAUAGGAGAUUUUAUUUUCAAACUAGUGUUUAGGGUUGGGGCGGGAGGGAUUCCAGGGGUAGGGGGUCUUUGCUGGAACCUAGUGUUGUCGUCUCACUUCCCCAUAGGCCAUCCUUGUGAGGAAACAGACGCAUGAAGGCCAUGUCUCUGCAGAUUGCUCUCUCGCUUUCAAUAGAUGGACCAGAGAGGUGAAUGCUGCGAUGAACUGUAGUGCAACUGCGCUGUACAACUCUUGCACGAUUGUGAGAAGUGUGGCCAUCUCAAAAUCAAGAGGUUACAGUAUCAAAGUGAAACCUUAGGGUGAAGGAAUAUGCCAGAAAGAGACUAAGUUAUCUCUCUCUUUUAAAAUCUGUGGCAGUUGAGGACCAAAUGUAUGUCCUGAGAAAUGGCUUUUUUCUUUCUUUCUUUCUUUCUAAGAAGAAGAAAAACAAAAGAGGAAUCCUGGUGAACACAAGAAAUCCUUUUCUAUUUGGUACACACUGGAGGGUUAAAUAAAGGUGCUAGAUACGUCUGCCUCAAAGAGGAGACACAUUAAGCUAUGCCAGAUUUUCCCCCCACCCUGCCAAAAGCAUAUAAAAAUAAAAAAGAAAGAAAAAAA
This is a messenger RNA of Penaeus vannamei (Pacific white shrimp), 2002 nucleotides long. Lineage: Eukaryota; Metazoa; Arthropoda; Malacostraca; Decapoda; Penaeidae. The record is from RefSeq and is a predicted model, not a curated record.